AUGAAUUAUGAUGAUAAUCCUCGUUUUCAUCUACAAGGAUAUAGAAACGCGUUGGACCAUAUGCAAGAAAAAGAUUUUAUAUGGAGGCCGUACAUUCAAUAUUCGGUCCCCAAUAUUAGAGAUAGCCAAACCUGGAGUGCUACAACUUCUCUUAUUUGUUUCUACACCGUUGAAAUGCAUCAAACAGAUAGGGUAAAACUCCAGUUUGGAUUUGAACAAUAA
Lathyrus sativus (Indian pea) is the source of this 222-nucleotide messenger RNA. Lineage: Eukaryota; Viridiplantae; Streptophyta; Magnoliopsida; Fabales; Fabaceae. The record is from the annotation of a GenBank genome assembly.